ACACAUAUAUAUAGAUAUAAUAUCAUGGUGAGCAAAAAAACAAUGGGUAGAACCCCAUGCUGCGAGAAAAUAGGGUUGAAGAAAGGGCCAUGGACAAGUGAAGAAGACGACAAACUCUUGUCUUAUAUUCAACAAAACGGCCAUGGAAGCUGGAGAGCCUUGCCUCUCAAUGCCGGGUUGCAGAGAUGUGGAAAGAGUUGCAGAUUAAGGUGGACUAAUUAUUUGAGACCUGAUAUUAAAAGAGGCAAAUUCACUUCCCAAGAAGAACACACCAUCAUUCAGCUCCACGCUCUCCUUGGAAACAGGUGGUCGGCCAUAGCCACUCAUUUGCAGAAGAGAACGGACAAUGAAAUCAAGAAUUAUUGGAACACACAUCUCAAGAAAAGACUGGCGAAUAUGGGCAUUGACCCGGUUACCCAUAAGCCGAAAAACGGUACCCUUUUAUCCGGCCAUUCGAAGAACUCGGCUAAUCUCAGCCAUAUGGCUCAGUGGGAAAAUGCUCGGCUCGAAGCUGAAGCCAGAUUGGUCAAGCAAUCUAAACUACGCUCACCCGCACUUGAUUCCUUUCAGGCUCAAGACUCGGAAUUUCCAUCCGGGCCUAGCCCGGUCCAUAAGCCCGUCGGCCCGAGCCCGUACCCUGACGUGCUAAAGGGAUGGAUCGGCGGCGCGUGGGAAAAGACGAGCUCAUCAUUUCUUGAGCAUGUCGGAGAAGGCAUACUCACGGAUGAAUUAGAAAGAGAAAAAGACUCGGGAAAUUAUUUGGCGGCACUAAGAGACGAGGGGAUCGAUAAUCCGGUCCAAUUUACGCCGGAAUUGCAUGAGCCACCGCUAUUCUCGACGGAAUGGGCGUCGGAAUCAAUGCUAGGGCAUACUUCCGAGCAUGUUCCUAGUGACAAUUUUGCCGAAACAUUUACAGAUCUUUUGCUCAACAAUUCUUGUGAUGAGGGUGACGGCGGAGAGUCGGACAAUAGCAACGGAAGCGAUGGAGAUAGUUGUGAGGGUAACCGGAAUUAUUGGGAUAGCAUUCUUAAUCUCGUGAAUUCUUCGCCUUCUGAUUCACCGAUAUUUUGAAUGACUCGAUUUCGAAAUGUAGAAAUUUUUAUUUCCCUAUUUUCCUUUUUUGUUUUUUCGAACUCGGGCGUUAGCUGACACUAGUUAAAUUUUAUUCUUUUAUAAUUUUGAAUCGAAUUCGUGAA
Erythranthe guttata (spotted monkey flower) is the source of this 1196-nucleotide messenger RNA. RefSeq names its product transcription factor MYB16. Lineage: Eukaryota; Viridiplantae; Streptophyta; Magnoliopsida; Lamiales; Phrymaceae. The record is from RefSeq and is a predicted model, not a curated record.